CGCUUUAGGACCAAGCGUCCUACUCAACUCUUUACAAAUGAGGUGUAGCACUCGACUUGAUUUUGAACAAAGUUCCUGUCUCUGUUUAAGCCCACAAAGUUUCGAAGCAGAGAGAGUGGGACUGGAGUUAUAGUAUUCAUUCAGCUUUUCCUUCCUUAAGCGAAUGAAAGGAUCCUGAGGACGUUCGUUUCACCUGCGGCUGGGAGCGACACCUGCCUCAGGUACUUUCAUGACACAAGGAGCGAAGGGCGUUGAACCUCCGCGGAACUUAGUGCUACUCUCAUCCUCCACAUUUGGGCCACUCUUCCGGGUGUAAGUGUAUGCUCGUGAGUAUUGAAGAGGAGCAUUUACAGCUAUGUGCUCCAGUGGGCAGCCUCUGUGUUCAGGAAGCAGGCGUUCACCCACCAAUAGAGAGGGCAGUAGCUCAGGCUCCCAGUAUGCUCUCUGUGCACUGGGGGUGGGCCUAGUGGCACUCGGUGUUGUCAUGAUCGUGUGGAGCAUAGUCCCUUCUGAAAUGACACAGCUUCACAAUGCUACAAACACGAACAACGGCAGUGACAGCGGUGAUGAAGGGAAAACAUCUUCUGUUGCAUUUGUGCUGGUUGGAGCUGGUGUUGCCAUGUUGCUCCUUGCUGUAUGUCUCAGGGUGAGGAACAGGAAGCAAAUGAGACAACGGGAAACUACAGGUGCAGGCGGUGCUGAUUAUGUGGAUAAUGUCCAUAGAGAUCAGGAUGAGGAAUCAACUGAUGAACCAGCACCCAGCUAUGAUGUCCCCACCUAUGAGGAGGCAGUCACCAGUGGACAGUACCCUGUUCGGCAGAGCAACUUGCGACAGAGCUACCAGCUGCCCUCGUAUGAGGAUCUGAUUGGUGCCGUUGAAAAUGAAGCCCAACAGCCUAGAGAAGGUAAUGGCCAAGAGGCCUCUCAGCCAGCUCCUGGCCCCGGACCCCAGCCUGCGGCACCUGCUCGAAGCAGCAGCAGGGCCAGUCGCAUCCUCAGACCUCUCAGAGUGCGCAGGAUCAAGUCUGAGAAACUCCACGUGAAGGAUAUUCGUUUGAAUAUCCAAAACCCUGGACAGAGUGGGGUGGUGGCCAUUGAACCGCUGACCCCACCACCACAGUAUGAGGACAAGCCCCCUCAACUACCCACAGAAGUAGUGUAAUGAUUUCGAUCAAUGGAUUUUGUUGAGUGUUUGCAUCUGUGGGUUGUUCGAAAAAUGUUGAUUCAUCUGUGCGGAAACAGAAAUUUUAGUUAGAGCUAUAAAUGUAUCUCAAAAUCUGCCAAAUUAUGAAAUAGGAUACCUUCAGUAGGAUACGCUGUCAGUGCUUCUUGGACAAAACACUAAAGCCUACUUGAAUGUUUUUUAACAGAACUUUUUAUAUUUGAAGAAUGGAUUAGACUAGUGUAUUGUACUUUUUAUUUAAAACUCUGAGGAAGGAUAUGAAUGCCACAGCCUGUCUCUUGAGAGAGAGAGAGAAAGAGAGAACGAGAACUACACGGUUCUUUGAACUUCCAAAGAACUACACGGUUUACUUCCAAAGAACUCCACUGUACAUUGCAAAAAAUAAAAACAAAACAAAUUAUUAUAAAAGAAUAAAUUACAACUGAAGAAUCCCAUCAAACUUUGGUUGCCAUGUUGGAAAUGCCAAAUACUGUUUUU
Molecule: messenger RNA, 1660 nt
Organism: Sinocyclocheilus rhinocerous
Lineage: Eukaryota; Metazoa; Chordata; Actinopteri; Cypriniformes; Cyprinidae
Gene: tmem51b
Product: transmembrane protein 51b
Exons: 3
Coding region: 356-1162 (268 amino acids)
Source: RefSeq, a predicted model, not a curated record